UCUUAGUCCAGAGAACAAUCGUCACACCUUCUGUUUUUUUUUUUGUUUUUUUUUUCUGUUUUUAAUCGUCCCACUUGCAAUGUUGAGAUCCCUUCUUCCAUCGAGGUAUCAUUUUGCAUCGGGAUGGAAAGACAGGGCGUCGAAACGAGUGGCGGCGGUGGUGCUGGGAUCCCGAUCCCACGCAGGGGAGCGUGGUCGUCUCCUUACCACGUCAUCAUCGUCGCCGUUGUCGUCCACGUGGCAAGAUUCAGCACAGCGGAUAGAAGAUGGCAGGUGUUGGGAUACCGAUCCGAGGGGCAUGGCGCGGAUGCAAUCGGCGCGCAGAGGAACUUGUGAUGGGUGGUGGUCCUCUCGGCAAAAACUACAGGACGGUAUCCCGAGAUCGGGAUACGGAUCCGAGGGCGACUUCUUGGCAGGGAUGGCUGUGAUGAUGAUGAUGAUGAUGUCUACUCCUCUUCCCCCUGGGCCUUCUAUUGAGGGACACUUGCCGCCGGAGACCCGUCUUUCCCCGAAUAGAACGUACGCCGGUCCUUAUGUCCACGUUUGGCCCAACUUUCAGUCCGAAUGCGGCGAAAGUGACAGUACGUCCUAUUUGGCUGAUGACGGCAAUGCAGCUGGAGAGCGAAUCCCAUCAACCUUACUGGGAUUUGUUGAUAUCAACAGAUUGCCUAUCUUCAACCUGUUGCAGGGCUUCUUACCAAAUCGUGACACGUGGCCGCACGGGAGCCAAUCUCAUCAACGCUGCUGGAACCUGUCGCAGAGGAGAUCCUCGCUGGAGUCCAUUCCUCUCCAGGUAGGGAGUACCUGGAGAGGGGAGGGGGAAGAUCAAGGUGCUUCGCUAUCGAGAUCUCGACCGUGUAUAUCGCCCCGCGUCAAUCUAUCUGCGAUGCCUGCGCCUGCCACGUGUCCCACGAAGAAGGUUCACUACUCAUACGGCGCGAUGAAGUCUGAAGAGCGUAGGAAGGAGGAGGAGGAGGAGGAGGAGGAGGAGGAGGAGGAGGAGGAAAGGAGUGUAGUGAGGAGAAAGAUGGUGAUGGGGGGAGUAAAUUGGAAUGCGAGGGGAUCGAACUCUUAUCUUCGAGAGGAAGGAGGUAAUUACUUCUUCAAGGAUAGCCGAGUGCCAUGGAGGGGAAGGAGCGAGCAGAAGCGGAUGGCAUUGUGCGGUACGGAUGUUGUCGCUCAAAGUACUAUCCCUGAUGCAGAUUUUUUCGGCCUAGGGCAGGACAUCGUUGUUGUGAAUAAUAACAAAUUCAGCAGUAAAUCGAAUGUUGUAGGGAUUCCGAAGAGAAAGGAGGAUAAGAAUCUGGAUAAAGUUACCAAUAUGAAAAUGAUUAAGGGGGAAUCUAAGGGUGAUAGGAACGUUGGGGAGGAUCUGGAUGCGGAUCUGGGGGAGGAUGAGAACGAUUGGGAGAAGGAGGAUGGAGUUACGAUUAAAGAGGAGGCGGAUGAGACGAAGACGAAUGAUCAAACAGGAGGCAAUGUGAGAAAGGAACCGUUCGAUUGGUCUGCGUUGGAUGACUUCUUAGAUGAAUUGGAAUUUGGUCCAGAGGAGAGUCACUGUGACGACGAUUCUGGCUUUGACUUGGGAACGACUGCAAACCAGGAGAAGAACAAAGACAAUUCCUCAUCCUAAUCUUAUCGUUUUUGUAUUGAAAUUUUUCCUCUCCAUUUUAUUUUAUCCUUUUGCGUUAAGAG
Molecule: messenger RNA, 1695 nt
Organism: Chara braunii
Lineage: Eukaryota; Viridiplantae; Streptophyta; Charophyceae; Charales; Characeae
Source: the annotation of a GenBank genome assembly